AUGAGCACCACUCGUGACUAUGAGGCCGUCCGCAAGGACAUCGCCGCUAUUCUGAAGAAGCCCGGCUAUGAUGAUGGUAGCGCAGGGCCCGUCUUCGUGCGGCUAGCAUGGCACUCUUCUGGCACAUACGACGCCAAGUCGGACACUGGCGGCUCGAACGGAGCUGGCAUGCGGUACGAAGCCGAGGGUGGUGACCCAGCCAACGCCGGUCUGCAGCACGGACGGGCGUUCUUGGAGCCAAUUAAAGAAAAGCACCCCUGGAUCACGUACUCGGAUCUGUGGACAUUGGCCGGCGUAGUGGCGAUUAAGGAGAUGGGCGGACCGGAUAUCCCAUGGCAAGGCGGGCGCACAGAUCUUGUCGACGACUCGAAGGUGCCCCCACGAGGACGUCUGCCAGAUGGAACACAGGGUGCCGACCACCUGCGAUUCAUCUUCUACCGCAUGGGCUUCAAUGACCAGGAGAUCGUAGCGCUGACUGGUGGACACAACCUGGGCCGGUGCCACGGCGACCGUAGUGGAUUUGAGGGUCCGUGGGUGACAAACCCAACCCGGUUCUCCAACUCUUUCUUCAAGCUGAUGCUGCAGCUUGACUGGAAGCCUCGCAAGAUGGCGAGGGGCAUGACACAGUUUGUGUAUGAGGACCCCGAUGCCGAGGAGGACGAGGAGCCGUUGAUGAUGCUGCCCACUGAUAUGGCGCUAUCCACUGAUCCGGCAUUCGCCCCAUGGGUGAAGCGGUAUGCCGAAGACAAAGAGCUGUUCUUUGAUCACUUCUCCAAGGUGUUUGCCAAGUUGAUCGAACUUGGUAUCCGACGUGAUGCCCAGGGUGCCGUGACCAACACUGACGGCACUCUUGGUGGAUAUGUCUCAGCCCCGAAGAAGAGCAAUACUGCCACCGGCCCACCCCGGGCGCGUCUGUGA
Messenger RNA from Penicillium paradoxum, 918 nucleotides. RefSeq names its product peroxidase. Gene Ontology annotation, molecular function: heme binding; peroxidase activity. Bases 1 to 918 code for a protein of 305 amino acids. The record is from RefSeq and is a predicted model, not a curated record. NCBI's taxonomy places the organism in Eukaryota, Fungi, Ascomycota, Eurotiomycetes, Eurotiales, Aspergillaceae. The transcript is spliced from 2 exons. Gene Ontology annotation, biological process: hydrogen peroxide catabolic process; cellular response to oxidative stress; response to reactive oxygen species.